Drosophila ficusphila is the source of this 5054-nucleotide messenger RNA. RefSeq names its product mediator of RNA polymerase II transcription subunit 1 (gene MED1). Gene Ontology annotation, biological process: regulation of transcription by RNA polymerase II. Gene Ontology annotation, cellular component: mediator complex. NCBI's taxonomy places the organism in Eukaryota, Metazoa, Arthropoda, Insecta, Diptera, Drosophilidae. Gene Ontology annotation, molecular function: transcription coregulator activity. The record is from RefSeq and is a predicted model, not a curated record.
AAAAGAUCAGCCAUUUUGUUGUUUGGCGUUGAAAAUUUUUCGGCAUGGUUGAAACGUAGAAAAUAACUAAGUUAGUUUAUUAUUUGAGCUCGUAUCCGUUUACCAGAACCUCGAUUACUUUUUGAAAAUGCUCGAGCACGAAUAGGAAAAAACAGAAAGUCCAAAAUAUGAGUGGAUCCAACGCGAAGUCCUCCGGGACUGGGGGGUUCGGCAGCCACAUCCCCAGCAUUGAGGAGAAAAAUAAGCAGAUUCAGCAGGAGACAAUGAUGGAAAAGCUGCGGGCCAAGUACCGAAGCAAGCCAAAGAGCUACGAGGAGAUUAAGAAGUCGGUUCGAAUGUACUUCAUCGAAAAACACUACCCGCUUGACCCGGUUUGCAAGGCAACGUUGCAAUCGGCGCUAGACAAGCUACAGCACUACAUCAAGGUCACCUCACGCCACGGGCUGGUCGAGCGCUUGGAGAGCCUUUCACGGCAGCUUGGUCUUAAGUUUAUGGAGGACCAGCAACUGCUUUUCAUCUCGACGGACAUGUUUUACGUGGAGAUUCUCCUGGACGCAGCGGGCAGUCUGUCGGACGUCAAGGUGCACCACGAGUGCAAGAUUGAGCAGCAGUCCAGUGAGUUGGUAGCUUGCCUAAAGUCCGGUGACUUCGCCGAUUUUACAGUCCAGCUGGAAGGUUUGUCUUCCAUCUACCAGUUGAAUGCCGAGCCCAAGGUAAAGAAGAAGGCGUUUGUGGCGCUCCAAGCCAUGGAGACGGACAUUCAGAGCCUCUACCAACUUCACCUGCAAGGCCACUCCGGCGACAGCUACUCCCUGAUGAACAACUCUUCUGUAGGUCUAGUUCUUCCUCGGCGCGGUGGCCACCCCAUGAAGCUCACUUACUUCUGCCCGCCGUUGCAUCUGCCCGAAGGCGACCCAAAACAAGCCAGCGGAGACUUUACUAUCGACCAGGUGAUGCGCAGCAGCCACGGGCUAAGUGCCACCGUAAACCUGGAGGGCUCAUCGGCCAACAAGCUGCAGACCCUGCCUACUGUGACUCUGGUCCGCGAUGCUCAAACGGGUCUUGAAGUGCCCACCUACGCCCAGCUCAACCAGAAUAACUCGCUGCUGAUGCCUGCCACUUAUGUCCUGCGGUUGAAUAAGCCGAUGCCAGUCUGCCUGGAAUCUCUUAAGGCACUGGGACUACCCGGUCUGGAUGCCACGGCCACACCACCCAGCCCGCCGAGCACAGUCUUGAACCUGAUUGUGCAGACUGCCUCUAAACAGGCCAUUAGGAAUACGCAGCGCGGGCUUUACGUCAAUUUGCCUAAGGAGACGCACUGCUACUUCUUUACUGACAACCGCAAAUUGCAGGGCACGCUGGUGUCCUCGCUGCCUUUCACAGAGCCUGCUCAAGUGCCGCGAAUCAUGGCUUUCCUCAAGAAGCAGGCUCUUUUCUAUACAUUGCUGGCCAGUUGUGUUCGCGAGCAGCAAAAACAGUAUAAUGACAUGGACAGCACUGUGAUUCUGGAGGUAACCGCAGUGUCGUUCAACCAGAUUACCGUGGAGCUACAGCAUCCGUACGAGGAAUCGCUGGCUACGGUGGAUUUUUUGCUUGAGGAUGGUCAGCCCACAUGUAGUGUGUACUGCUUGACCAAUGAGUAUGAGCAGCUUUCCCAGAAGCUGACUCGCACUGUCCGCAAAGUUGUGUCCAUUCCGAUGGUCAUCUAUAAGCUGCUGAAGUGCUGGGAUGAAGAGCAUGAGUUUAAAUUGCACGGUGUUAUUGGACCUGGAGCGGGAGCUGCGGGCUCAGGACCAAUUGGAGGAGGCGCAGGCAUGGGUGGAGGAACGGUAACAGGAGGCGGCAACAACUUUAACCAAUUUGCAAUGGACACGGCGCCCCCCUCAGAUGGUAACCUACCCGGAGGUGGGUUCGCCAACAUUAGCAACCUCAAACUGGACGCCAAGUCGCGAUCAUUAGCAGAUGCUUUUGCCGCCUCCACCUCGGCUGCAGCGGCCAUCGCUGGAUUGAUCAAUCUCAAGCGCGAAACGGAUCCACAUUCUGGAAGUUCGGGCAGUGGCGCGUCAACCAGCGGCAGCUCUAGUUCUUCCGGCGCCGCCAAAACGAGCGAUCAUGACAUUGCUGACAAGUAUAAAAAUAUUUGGAAGGACAAGACUCCCAAUCUAAAGCACUGUGUCAGUAUCACACCCAUUCCAGGAGAUGGCAAGGCUGCAGGACCAACAGGAGUGGUCCCUGGCGUUGAGGUUCAGCGCACGGGUGGCAUUGAAAUUAUCCCGCUAAAUACCCAGGCUGCUGUUACUGGAGGAGGAGUAGCAGCCCCUUCCGGUGCCGCACCUACGACCAUUACUAUCACUCCCAUUACGGGAAAGGAUCCCAGCAAGGAUUCGUCAAAAAAAAGUGGUGCUACUUCUACUGGAGUAGGUGUGGCCACUAAGCGACCUCACGAGAGCGGAUCCGGUGGCUCUUCGACGUCUGGUAGCGGAGGUUCUGGUAGUGCUAUGUCGUCUUCCAGCAGCAGCUCGUCUGACAUGCAAAAGGAAAAGAAACGAAAAAAGAAGCGCGACGAUUCACCCAUGGGACCGCCGGAAAAGAUCUAUUCUCGGCAAAACUCCCCCGCGGCUGGUGGAGACGGUUCCGCUCCUGGUGGAGUGGUGAGAAAGUUCUCCUCGCCCUCAUCGUCUCCCAAGGCAGGUGGUUCUGGGCAGGGAUUAAUGGCCGGAGUGCCGACAGCGCGUCCGAGCCCAAAGCACUCUCCUGUUUACAGCAGCCCCAAACAUAACACCGCCUCCAAUAGUCCGAAGUCGCCUUUUGGCACGCACUCUCCCAAGCACGGUUCUUCGGGCAAGCCAAGCAUGUCCACCCUGAAGAGCGCAGCUACAGCCGCUACUAUCCUGAGUCCCAAGGGCGAUAAGUCUUCGUCGGCUGUAGGGGCAACAUCAUCGGGACCAUCCGCCUCCUCAGCAUCUGGCGGAGCCCCUGGUCUGGUGCGGUCUUUUGCGAGCGUUGGAGCACCGCCGCCACCACCGCCAAUUCCUCCGUUAGCAAGCGCAAGCGGAUCAGUCGGCAGCAGCCAGAGCUUAAAGAAGGACAAAUCCAUGCCCGGAUCCAGUUCCAGUUCGACGGGGUCCUCUGCAACUGCAACUGUAUCAUCUGGCGGAGGGAUUUCUCCGGCCAGCGUGGCGGCUGCUGUUGCUGCCCUAAAGUCUUCGCAGCAGCAGCUUAAGUCGGUGGCCAGUCUGUCGCAUUUGGCGGCGGGCGGAGGAUUAGGCAGUUAUGCGGCGUCGUCGGGAGCGGGCGGAUCGGCUGCAGCAGCAGUGGUGGUGGGAGCAGGAGCAGGAGCUGGCGCGGGGGCCUCCGGACUGGAGCUGAGUGCCCUGCGCAAGGGCAUGGCGGGAGGUGCGGUUAGUUUGAUGACGUCGACGGCAGCUUUAGCUCCAACAAUCCCGGUAGCAACAACAACAGUGUCAGCGGGAACAGCGGGAUCGGCGGCGUCAUUGGCGCCUCCAGCCUCGGCGGGAGUGGGUCAGGGUCAGGAAACAGCGGCAGCGGUAACAGCAGCAGCAACACUGGCAACAGCAACAAUGCUGCAGCAACAGCAGCAGCCGGGAGCGGGGCCAACUAGUAGCUGCUUGGCCACCAGUGGGGGCAGCAGCGACUCCGCCGGAGGCAGCACAAUGGCAGGAGCCUCUACGGAGUACAUGGUGAAGCCCAGCAGCCAGGAGGGCCUCAAGCUGACCAUCAACAAGACGGGCAGCAGCAAGAGCUCCGGCUCCGGCUCUAGUUCCACAUCCGGUGGCCAGGUUAAAGCUAAGACUAGCAGCAUUGCCGUAACGAGCACAGCAGGAUCCUCCGGCGCCACAAAGAAACAGCACACCGGGCUAAAGCCAGGCGUUAACAGCGGACCCGCAUCGAAGAAGGUCACCGCUGUAGCCUCAGCCGCUGCGACUUCCUCUAGCAAGCACCUUUUCCAGAAGGCCAACUCCUCGGGCAAUCUGAGCAGCAAGCUCAGUGGAUCGGGAGGCGGCGGAGGAGUUUCGCUUACCAAAAGCAACAGCACCAACUCCUUUCAGGAGCACAGCGCCCCCAGACGCCGACCUAGCAUGGGAGCCUUAGCCAGCGGCAGCACUGGAAGCGGGAGUGUACCACGUAAGUCUAGCUCCACUUCGGCUGGAGCCAGCGGAUCCUCAGGCUCAGUCUCGCCGGCCCUUAGCGGCUCCAUGUCGCAGCCGCCGCCUCGUUUCGAUCACCACACCGACAUGAUGACCAUCCUGCAGUACGCCUCACCAACGAUGGCCGCCAACAUGGAGGGCUUCAUCAAGGGACUGCACACAAAGUUUCAGAUUCCCAAGCUGUCACAGCGCGGGAGCGGAGGCAACACGACCAGUGGACGCAGUACGCCAAGUGGUGGUGCAGAUAUAGCCGCAGCGGGAACGUCUUCCUCGAUUUCUGGAAGUGCAGCCUCCUCGAUUGGAUUGGCGGAUCCGGAAGCCAAGCCGCCCGCACCACCUCCCUCGACUGGCAACGAGGGACUUCUGAACCUAAGCAGCACGGCGGGAACACAGUCGGGGGAUGGCAUCGAUGAGGAGCUUUUAGCCAGCCUGGCUGGCGAAUGACAGAAGGCUGACAACCAUGAGAUAUUCCUGUUGCUCUAUGCGAUUAUAAUUUAAACCUAAUUUAGUGGCUAAGCUAUAAACAAUUAAAUAAAAGGCAUUCGUUACAUGAUUUGUCUUGGGACGGAAGAGGUAAGACUAUUAUUAACUAAUCCGUUUACUCGACUAGCAGAUCUUAUUAUUGUAAACAGCUAAGGUACAUUUUAUAUACUUUUAAAAUAAGACAGAAAAUUUGGUACAAAAUCUCAGAGAUUAUCACGGAUCCUGUGAAGUCAAACACCCUAAGCUUUGAUUAAAAAAACAUUAAAUAAACCUAAGGAAAGCGAUAGAUAUUGUGCGAAACUCAUCGCUCUAAAUAUUAUGUAAAACACAAUAAAUGAAUUCAGUUGUUAGUUCUUUUGGAAUAAAAGCGGAAAAAAUAUAAAAUCGAACUAAUACUCAUGA